This is a messenger RNA of Argiope bruennichi, 1492 nucleotides long. RefSeq names its product protein ABHD11-like. Lineage: Eukaryota; Metazoa; Arthropoda; Arachnida; Araneae; Araneidae. The transcript has 7 exons. The coding region runs from base 288 to 1289 and encodes 333 amino acids. The record is from RefSeq and is a predicted model, not a curated record.
UAUUCUGCCGCGUGGUUUUUCAUGACAAAAAAAUGUGGUAAAAAUCGUUUGCCUUGUUUAAUUGGAUUUAAAUGAUAGUAUGGUUUAAUUACGUUGAUGUUUUGCUUCAUUAUACGAUUACAAAAUUUUCUGUUCAUUGACAUUGCUUUUUAACAAGUUCAUAAGAUUUCAUAGUUCUGUGAAAUUUGCUGACGUUUUUGAUUUGGAAAAAGUCUAGACCUGUUAUAUCUUAAUAGGUUUGAUCUAUCCUGUUAUUACAAUUUUACAGAUUUAAAGAAAAAAUAGCAAUGGCAAGAUUUAUGCAGAAAUUUAGUUGGGAUUUACAGCAAAAAGCCUUUAAACUUUCCAAAUGUAGCAGUUGCAAUGUUGAAUUUUUUUCGAAAGUAUACCUUCGACAUUCCUCAAGAAAAAGCAAGUACAGGCCUGUGAGGUUAGCUUAUGAGAUUUUCGAGCCAAAAGGUGGUUCAAAUGAUCGUCUAUCACCUUUAAUUUUCCUACACGGAAUUACUUCUUCUAAGGAAGAAACGUGGGGUGACCUUCCACAAGUGAUAGCAGAUCAAACAAAAAGAAAAGCUUACAACUUGGAUGCAAGGAAUCAUGGGGACAGUGAAUGGAGCGAUGAGUUUGAUUUUGAUUUAAAUGCCGAAGAUCUUUUGCAUUUCAUCGAUAAGAAGAAUUUUCGAAAGGUAGUGAUUAUCGGCCACAGUAUGGGUGGACUCACUGGCAUUAAAGCGGCACUGAAAGAGCCAGAGAGGAUCGAAAUGUUGUUUGUUGAGGAAAAAUUCACCAAGAAAGUUCCCCAAGCCUUCAUGGACGAUGCUCUCAGAUACAUGAACAUAUGGAAAGAAGCAGAAAAGUUCAUUCCUCCAGGUUUGAAUAAAGAGGAAGCUGACGCUUUCAUCACAGAGUACGUGAUGCGGAAAUUACACCCGCAAAAUAAACCUCAAGAUAGCCGUCAAAGUCGACAAGACCUUUCUUAUCCUUUGGAAAAGGAUUAUUCUGGUCAUUACUUCUUCAAAGCUAAUUUGGAAGUCGUCCUCGAGAAGAUGAAAAAUGCAGAUGCAAUGAUGGUUGAGAAUGAAGGAAUCUAUGAAGGCCCUGCCUAUUUUAUAUAUGCAACGAAAUCUCAGUAUCAAGUGGGCAAGGAGAAGCAUCACAUACUGAAACAUUUCCCGAAAGCUAUUUUCAUACCAUUCGAAGGAUCCAAGCACUUCGUUCACAAGGCCUAUCCGGAUCUGUUCGUGGAAACGGUUGUUAAAUUCAUCAAACAAAAUGAGAAAAAUGAGUGAUGUUUUUCACUGCGUUGAAGGAGUGUUAUAUUAUUCCGAGGAUACGGUUACCAAGCAUUUUCAAAAUUAGCUGGAAGUUUGUUUGUUGAAGUGUUCAGUGAAACAAUCUUUACAAACACACAAAGAUAAAUAAUAAAUGUUGUAUUAUUGUGAAUUUAUUGCAAUUUUGGAUUAAGAUUAAAUAAAAUCUUUAUUUUUUUUAC